Messenger RNA from Manis javanica (Malayan pangolin), 2401 nucleotides. RefSeq names its product F-box protein 3 (gene FBXO3). Lineage: Eukaryota; Metazoa; Chordata; Mammalia; Pholidota; Manidae. Gene Ontology annotation, cellular component: cytoplasm. Gene Ontology annotation, molecular function: protein binding. The record is from RefSeq and is a predicted model, not a curated record.
CGGGCCCGGGGCGGGACCAGGCCUGCGCCGGGCCAGGGAAGAUGGCGGCCAUGGAGACGGAUUUGGCCCCGCUGACCCUAGAAUCGCUGCCCACCGAUCCCCUGCUCCUCAUCUUAUCAUUCUUGGAUUACCGGGACCUAAUCAAUUGUUGCUAUGUCAGUCGAAGACUUAGCCAGCUAUCAAGUCAUGAUCCGCUGUGGAGAAGACAUUGCAAAAAAUACUGGCUGAUAUCCGAGGAAGAGAAAACACAGAAGAAUCAGUGUUGGAAAUCUCUCUUCAUAGAUACUUACUCUGAUGUAGGAAGAUACAUUGACCACUAUGCUGCUAUUAAAAAGGCCUGGGAUGAUCUCAAGAAAUAUUUGGAGCCCAGAUGUCCUCGGAUGGUUUUAUCUCUGAAAGAGGGUGCUCGAGAGGAAGAUCUUGAUGCUGUGGAAGCUCAGAUUGGUUGCAAGCUCCCUGAUGAUUAUCGAUGCUCUUAUCGUGUCCACAAUGGGCAGAAGUUAGUGGUUCCUGGGUUGUUGGGAAGCAUGGCACUGUCUAAUCACUAUCGUUCUGAGGAUUUGUUAGACGUUGAUACAGCUGCAGGAGGCUUCCAGCAGAGACAGGGACUGAAGUACUGUCUCCCUUUAACUUUUUGCAUACAUACUGGCUUGAGUCAGUACAUAGCAGUGGAAGCUGCAGAAGGCCGAAACAAAAACGAAGUUUUCUACCAGUGUCCGGACCAGAUGGCUCGGAAUCCAGCUGCUAUUGACAUGUUUAUCAUAGGUGCUACUUUUACUGACUGGUUUACUUCUUAUGUCAACAAUGUUGUGUCAGGCGGCUUUCCUAUCAUCAGAGACCAAAUUUUCAGGUAUGUUCAUGAUCCAGAGUGUGUAGCAACAACUGGAGAUAUUACAGUUUCAGUUUCCACAUCGUUUCUGCCAGAACUUAGCUCUGUACAUCCACCCCACUAUUUCUUCACAUACCGAAUCAGGAUUGAAAUGUCAAAGGAUGCACUUCCUGAGAAGGCUUGUCAGUUGGACAGUCGCUACUGGAGAAUAACAAAUGCUAAAGGGGAUGUCGAAGAGGUUCAAGGACCUGGAGUAGUUGGUGAAUUUCCAAUCAUCAGCCCAGGUCGGGUAUAUGAAUAUACAAGUUGUACUACAUUUUCCACAACAUCAGGAUAUAUGGAAGGAUAUUAUACCUUCCAUUUUCUUUACUUUAAAGACAAGAUCUUUAAUGUCGCCAUUCCCCGAUUCCAUAUGGCAUGUCCAACAUUCAGGGUGUCUAUAGCCCGAUUGGAAAUGGGUCCUGAUGAAUAUGAAGAGAUGGAAGAGGAGGAAGAAGAGGAGGAGGAGGAAGAUGAUGAUGACGAUUCAGCAGAUAUGGACGAAUCUGAUGAAGAUGAGGAGGAGGAGAGACGGAGGAGGGUCUUUGAUGUUCCCAUUCGCAGACGCCGGUGCUCUCGCCUUUUUUAGCGAGCCUCUGCUGAUAGAAGCACUGGGAUAAAUCCAGUCUGUUAAAUAGAUUUCUCAGUCAUGUAAAUAACUAAAUUGUUCCCAAUAUAUAGCAGGAAAACUAGCAUGAAGUAUUGUUAUAUGGGUUCUGAGUUCUAGGUGACCCUCUAUUAGGAACUGGAUUGUUUUGGUUUGCUUCGCGUUUUAGAGGUAGAGGAGGAAAUGGCAAUCUUUUUUCUCUUCUAGAAGUCAAUGAGGGGAAUUGUUCUCUAAUUAAGGAACAGAUGUUUCUUUGUUUUGAAAUAUUUUAUACUUAUAAAACAUGGAAAUGGGAGGGAAUUGUUUUGAAUGAGGAUUUAAAGGAUAGAAAGAAACUGACUGAAUGAUUCUGUGAAAAGAUUCCUUGCAGUUGUCAGUUACUUAGAAAUAAACAGAAUUUAUUAAGGCUGAUCCAUUUGGUGAUUCCUAUAUAUUUUGUACUCACAGGGAAUUGACUAAAUAGCUUGAAUGCUAGUUGUUUGUCCUUUCUUAGACAAUCUAUCCUUGAAUUUUAUCACUAUGACCUUGACCUUGCAUAUUUAGCCUUCAGCUCUACCAACCUUGAAUUUAAUUUAAAAUCUUCAACAUUACUUUGAAUUUAAUUUAAAGUCUUCAACUAUGAUCUUUAUCAUAUUCAUAGAUGCAUCAUUUUUGAAAUGUAGUAUGUGAAAAUAUGUAUCAUGUUUAUUAACAAGAUUCUUCACCAUGUCUCAUGUAGUCUAAAUUUGUAAAUACUGCUUCUGUUUUGUGUCUCCUUUAUACACUUGACUGUCUGACUUUGUGAUUAAGUGACAUAAAUUUUAUGUUAAGAUUAUGUUUCCUGAAACAUGGAUUUUUUUUGUAAUUAUAUAAUUGAGAGUUUGGAAUGAAAUCCUCCAGUGUCAAAAACUCACAUUUUACAAACAAAUUUUGGUUCCAAUCCUGUA